This is a messenger RNA of Talaromyces stipitatus ATCC 10500, 1481 nucleotides long. RefSeq lists its product as uncharacterized. Bases 78 to 1481 code for a protein of 467 amino acids. The transcript has 2 exons. Lineage: Eukaryota; Fungi; Ascomycota; Eurotiomycetes; Eurotiales; Trichocomaceae. The record is from RefSeq and is a predicted model, not a curated record.
CAAACUCCUCACCCCUCUCUACCACCUAGCCACCAGAAGUGCGGCCUUUGACGCGUCUCAACGCGUCCGGCAACACUAUGGCGCGUAAAGGCCCUGGUACAGAUGGCCCUCUACAGACAGCCCUACUGGAAUCCACGUCCGCAGCCACGACAAGAGCUUCUGAAGGACAGAAGAUCUUCAGCCCUAUAGCUGCAUUCCUCGAUAAACACCGCAGCCAAACCACCGGCCUGGCCCCUCACCUACUGAGAGCCCUCACCGCUCUAAGCGAUGACCUCGCCUCAGUAGCCCAACGACAUUUUAGCGCCUAUAUCAGCGGUCUUGAACAGUCGACUUAUGCGACUAUUACCCAAUAUGCCCCGGUCAAAUCAACUCCUACUACUCACUCCAAAGCCCAUGUUAAAAAGCCUAUGCCUCUGGUGAAACAACCCCUUCCUGACAACCGGCUCUUCGUACGCCUCCCAGCUGACCAUGCAGCUAGAAAAAUGGAAGCCUACGCUAUCUACUCUAGCCUACGGUCUCAACUAAACUCAAACAGUUCAGCACUAAAAGAAGUUCAAGCCACAAAGACUGGUUUUGCACUAUGUCCCUCAUCCCCAGAAGCCCUCCUAACCCUUGAGGCCCAAAAAGAGAUUAUCUCUGCAUUCUUUGUGAACUGCCAGAUAGAACGCAGCUCCCGAUGGGUCUCGUACCGAGUCACCAAUGUGCCAAGGAAAGUUGGCCAAAUCUUGGACGGUCAAUACUCUCUAAUCCCUGUCAAUCCUACACUACUAUCCUCAGAAAUCAGUGAAACUACAAGACUCAAGCCUAUAUCUAUCAGCGAGACCGCUACAAGUGCCGCCAACCCUGAUACUCUUUCCUCAAGCUGGUUUGUCAACUUCCCAGAAGGCACGAAAUUACCACUGCCUAUCCAGCUACGCCUUUUUGGCACUAUUACCAAUGCUCGUCACCUCUCUAAGAGAACAACAGUUAUCCAAUGCACACGAUGCUGGAAAUGGCAUAAUGCACGAUCCUGUGCCCGCCCCUCUCGAUGCCGGCUCUGCGGCUCCUCAGAGCAUACUGAACAGGGACAUGUUAACCGCUGCACAGCCCUGGAGCCUCAUCAGUGCCCUCCCAGAUGCAUACACUGCCAUGGACCACAUCCUGCUGAUUUCCCAGAAUGCCUCCUGCGCCCUAAAGGCAACUCUAAACAUACUAAAGCUCAACAAGCAGAGAUCCGGAAAUCCUGUGCUAUUAACCUCGCAAAAGCUCGAACUGAAGGAGGAUGUAGCACUCAGCUCUCCAUUGGCACACAAGAAACACCUAUGGCACUAGACGAGAUGCCAACUCAGCCUCCAACCCAUGAGAUUAUCUCUCCUUUCCGUUCAGUAACCCCUCCACCUCGCGCCCCAACAGAAGAUCCCCCAAUUACAGCUCGCGCAGUCCGCUUUACUACCCCUCAAUCACAAAAUCGGUUCGCCUCUCUUCUCGAACGGGAACUAUGA